AUGACGAAGAGAUCCAUCUUUGCUAAGUUAUCGGGGUUAUCUGGGAAUCCAAACUGGUCUUCCGUGGUUAUCGGGGUACUCUUCUCAAACAUUCAACUCAACGAAGUCCAGCUUCCAAUAGUGAUAGACCAAUUCUACUGUGACCAUACCACAUGUAAGAACCAAACAUCAGCUGUUGCGGUUGAAGGAGUGACUUAUGAGAAGAUAAAAGGAACUUAUACCGUGAAACCGGUUCAUUUCGCAUGCAGUGAUAACUUCCCUUGUGUAGAUGUGCAGUUAUCUGGAAUUGAGCUUAGGCCUGUUAAAGAACGGUAUCAUAUGUAUGAUCCUUUUUGUUGGCAGACGUUUGGUGAGCUCAAUAGUCCUACUCUUCCUCCUAUUGAUUGUUUGCAGAUUGGGAAGCCUGCUAGAAACAGAGUUCAGUCUGAUCAUGAUGUAUGUUGA
This is a messenger RNA of Eruca vesicaria subsp. sativa (arugula), 444 nucleotides long. Lineage: Eukaryota; Viridiplantae; Streptophyta; Magnoliopsida; Brassicales; Brassicaceae. The record is from the annotation of a GenBank genome assembly.